Agrilus planipennis (emerald ash borer) is the source of this 623-nucleotide messenger RNA. It is a transcript of the gene Vha13, whose product is annotated as V-type proton ATPase subunit G. Gene Ontology annotation, cellular component: vacuolar proton-transporting V-type ATPase complex. The record is from RefSeq and is a predicted model, not a curated record. NCBI's taxonomy places the organism in Eukaryota, Metazoa, Arthropoda, Insecta, Coleoptera, Buprestidae. Gene Ontology annotation, molecular function: proton-transporting ATPase activity, rotational mechanism. The transcript has 3 exons. Gene Ontology annotation, biological process: proton transmembrane transport. Bases 121 to 471 code for a protein of 116 amino acids.
UGAUCAUAUGAUCAUUGACCAAUGUUGAUCAUAUGACAGAUGCGAUUUUGUAGGGGUGUGUAGAUGUGAAUUGUGUUUCGAUUAGUUAUAUCAGAAAUAAGUGUUUAAUUUUGCUUUAAAAUGGCAAGUCAAACUCAAGGAAUACAACAAUUAUUAGCAGCGGAGAAAAGAGCCGCCGAAAAAGUAGCAGAAGCACGAAAACGUAAAGCUAAACGGCUAAAGCAAGCUAAAGAAGAAGCUCAAGAAGAAAUUGAGAAGUAUCGUAAAGAAAGAGAACGUCAAUUUCGAGAAUUUGAAGCCAAACAUAUGGGAUCUAGAGAAGAUGUGGCAAGUAAGAUCGAUCAAGAUACAAAACGCAGAAUAGAUGAAAUGAAUCGAACUAUAGCAAGCCAAAAAGAACCUGUUAUUCAAGAAAUGUUACAGCUUGUGUAUGAUAUCAAGCCAGAGAUUCACAAGAACUACCGCAUUUAAGCAUUUAUGAAGUACUUCAACUUACUAUUUGUAGAAUUGAUAUAUUCAGAUUGUUUGAAAAUAAUUUAGCAUUCCAUGUAUUAUUGUUGUUAAACAUAAUAAGAAAAAAAUGUAUUAAAUAAAGGUUAGUAGGUGUUUGGAUGUUAGGUCAA